AUAAAAAUUGAUUUAUUUCAGUGAAAUAAAUUUAUAUCCCAUAAGUAAAUUUUUAAGAACGUUUUUCUUAAUGCAACUGCGUCCUCAUUACAUUUAUUCCGCGUAAUUAAUUUUAAUUACUAACUCUCGCUUUACUUUUUAGUCAAACCGGCAAUCGUGAAGAUUGUUCUGAGCGAGGAACAGAUCUUCGCGGGUCGCCCGAUCGCCGCCAAAUGCGAAACGUGGGGCAGCUCUCCAGCGGCUAGGAUCAUUUGGAGACUCGGCGAACGCGUAAUGGCCGAUCCCAACGUGUCGACCACGCAAAGGAGUAACUCGACGGUGAGCAAGCUGGCCUUGGUCCUGCUCAAGGAGGACGAUGGCAAGGAACUAGUCUGUCGGGCCGAAAAUCCGAGAUUUCCCGGGGGAGUGCUCGAGGAAGUGAAAAUACUACGCAUCUCUUAUGCUCCAGUGGUGGUCGCUCGUUUGGCUAAUGGCUACGUCUUGGACACUUUGAGGGAGGGCGACGAUCUCAAGUUGCUCUGCGACGUUCAGAGCAAUCCGCCACCGACGCGAGUGACUUGGUACCACAAUAACCAGCGGCUAGAGCACGACGUAAGCGCUGGGAUUCUGGUGGCCUCUAACUCGUUGACCCUCCGCGUGCUGACGCUCGCACACGUCGGCGAAUACUCCUGCGUGGCCACGAACGCCGUGGGAGAAACUCCUAGCCCGCCGCUUUUUAUUAACAUGAAAUGUGAGUAGUCGUUACAUUCAACGCGCAGCGAGGACUUGCUUUUGUCAAAAUGAAUCGUUUUUGCUUGUCAGAAAUGUGUCUAUGACAAGCCAAAUUAAAUUAUUUUUAGGACUUUAAUUUUUGGCUAAUUUAAUUUUAAUACCUAUUUCAUAAAAGUUUGAUUAGAGAACGGAGUAAUUAUUUCGAUUAGACUAUUGUAAAU
Molecule: messenger RNA, 932 nt
Organism: Monomorium pharaonis (pharaoh ant)
Lineage: Eukaryota; Metazoa; Arthropoda; Insecta; Hymenoptera; Formicidae
Product: cell adhesion molecule 1-like
Exons: 3
Coding region: 274-738 (154 amino acids)
Source: RefSeq, a predicted model, not a curated record